Anopheles coustani is the source of this 5881-nucleotide messenger RNA. RefSeq names its product nuclear pore complex protein Nup214 (gene Nup214). Gene Ontology annotation, cellular component: nuclear pore. Gene Ontology annotation, biological process: protein import into nucleus; RNA export from nucleus. The record is from RefSeq and is a predicted model, not a curated record. The transcript is spliced from 2 exons. Bases 92 to 5746 code for a protein of 1884 amino acids. NCBI's taxonomy places the organism in Eukaryota, Metazoa, Arthropoda, Insecta, Diptera, Culicidae. Gene Ontology annotation, molecular function: structural constituent of nuclear pore; protein binding.
GGUCGCUGCAUUUAGCGUUGUGAUUGUUGCUAAUUGUGCAACGGAAAAACUGUAGUUUAGUGUAGGAAGGAAUCACAAAAGUUUUCACAAGAUGGCUCAACAGGCUCCGGAAGGAUUGGACGUAACGGAGUUAAUGUUUAAACUACAAAGCAAAGUGCCACUGUUCAAAGGGAAUGGAAAUGCUAAGGAUAACUGCAACCUACUGGCUGCGGCCAGUGUGCACGGGUUGGUAUUUGCCGGCACAGUUGGCCCGGAGUUGCGGGUGUUGCGGCUGAAGGACAUUACCACGGGAGAUCGCGCGGUCAGCGAUGUGGUUCCGUUACGUACGGUCCAGCUACCCAGUGAAGCGUUUCAACUUGCCGUAAGCUGCGACCAUGGCUUCCUGGCGGUAGAUGUCGUCGGUAACGGUGGCGUCCCAUUCAUUUACAUCUACUCGGUGCCUUCGUUUUUGACCGGAUCCGUAGUGAAGCUGCAUGAAAUACGAACCUCACCGCAGCCCGGUGUAAGGUGUUCGCAAAUCUGCUGGAAUCCCGUCAUACACAACAUGUUCUCCGUGCGCACCGAAACCGGUGGACUUUCGGUGUACACACUCAAGGAACCGACCGGGCUUGAGUUCCACUCGCUCGACGCCAACGCAGGGGCUGCGCAGUGUGCCUGCUGGAGUCCGAAGGGAAAGCAGUUGGUUGUAGCGUUCGCCAAUGGAAAGCUUGUGCAAUACAAGCCCGACCUAAAACCGGCCCGUACUAUCGUCUGUCCACCGGGAGUUGUGGAAGGCGGUGGAGGAUAUGAUGUGCUUGCCGUGCAGUGGCUCAGCACGUACCAGUUUGCGGCCGUUUUCCUUCCCCACGCUCCCGAUUCGGUGCCAGCACUGUUCAUCGUGAACGCACCGAAAGUGGGCAAUCCGAUUUUAAUCAACUACGAUGACGUUUGCUACAGCCAGAGUGGACCACGCAAGGGCCAGGUGUUUCUGCUGCACAUUCUCCCCUGGAACCUCCUGCUGAUGGCAUCGGCCAACAGCAUGGAGGUGGGCAUCCUAGGCACGACCGAAACCGGUGAAGCACCCACCUGGUGCCAAUGGACAACGACGGACGAAGCGCGAGCCGAACUUCCUCUUACGGCGGACAAACAGGAAUCAUUUCCCAUCGGAUUCGCACUCGAGACGGGCUGCACACACGAGCUCGUGAUCGGGGAGCAGGCGUUUCCGGUGAUGCCAAUGAUACACCUUCUCUCCACGUACGGCCAGCUGGUUUCCUUUAACGUACUGAACAAGAUGCCAAAUGUGCCCAACAUUUGCUCGCCACCGAAACCGGCUCAAGAUUUAACUGGUGGUGCUUUCGUAAUGAUUGACUUUGACAAUUCCGCACCACCACAGACAACUCCUUCGUUCCAGGCGGCCGGAAUGGCCUCGAAUGCAAACGCAAUGGCGUCGCAGGUGAGCCAGCAGCAACCGCCACAUUUGUCCGAGAUAUCGUUUGCCGUUCCAAGUGGAGCCACCUCGACACCGGCCAUACCGAAAACGAAAUCCUUCUUCAAUGCAGGGCUCGGUCCCGGUGACUCGACGGUCCCAAAAUCACCGCUCAAUCUGUUCGGGUCGGUUGGUAGCGCCAAACCACCAACAGCAGUGCCCACGGCCACAACCAUAGCGCCCACCUUCGGAAAGCAAAUCACAUUCGGAGGAAAUGCUGGUGCUGGUGGAGAAACGAAAACGUCCCCGUUCGGAGGGUUUGCAUCACCGAGCGGUGUGGGAGGAUUCGGGAGUGCAGGUGGUACUACUAUUGGAACGACACCGAGUGGCCUCCCGACAAUGUCCGCUCCACCGUUUCAAGCUGCGAUGGCGUCGAUGGCACCACCAACAACCGCUACACCGACAUUCACAUCGGCGGGCCCCGCGGAUGCAAACAAACCUCUCGUUACAGUUCCUCCGACGUACGUUCCGCCGGCAUCGAGCCAACAACAGCAAUCACAAGCACAACCGCCGGUCGCAGCAACGGGACAGCAGACGCGCACGACGAGAAAAUCGGAUGUAUCUAGUGAGGACAAUAACGCCAUCAUUCGGGCCAUAACGGUGGACGAGUUGAAACGAUUCUCCCGUGAGCUGGUUGAUAUGCAGCAGCGUAAUCGGUCAGUGAACGUACAGAUCGGCUCGAAGGAAGAGUCGGCCGGCAUCAUUCGCAACCUGCGCGAACUGGAGGACAUCAUUGCGCAGGCAAACGAAAGCACCCAAUCGCUCGUGUCGGACGUACAGGCGCUUCGGCUCGGACUGAACGAAGCAUUUGCGAUGGUGGCGGAGGCGAACAGCAAGAGUGCCAUCUACAAUAACCCUAGCUUGCACCAGUACCAGGAGGAACACGUGAUGUCACAGGCGAGUCGCCGACAGCUGUCCGCGCUGGAGAACAUGCUGCAGGUGAACGAGAACCAGCUGCGUACCGUCACGAAGCAGCUCGGUGCCCAGUGGAUGGCGGUGGAGGAAGCCAAGCGGGCGCAAGUCCGGCAGCGCAUGCACAUUCCGAGUCUGGAGGUGCUGUACCAGACGCUCUCGAAGCAGCAGGAGAUACUGAACCGGCAGUGCGAGAAAUUGGGCUACCUCAAGCACAGGCUCGGACUGAAGAGUACGCUGAAGGGGCUCGGAGACGCCGAAGGACGCAAAGCGCUCACACACGAUGACAGUGGUGCGAUCGAGUCGCUGACGGAUUCCAUCCUUUCGAUGACGCUCGGGGAUCAGGUGGCGGCGGAUGCGAAAAAAUUGAGCGAGGUAAAGUUGGCCGCAUUGCGUAAGGCGCUCGCCGGCCGUAAGGUGGUGACGGUGAAACCGAAGCGACCGGACAGGGUCGGAUUGAGCUCGGAAGUGGUCCGUGAGCGACGUGAUGAAGUGAGACGGUUAAAUUUGGAGCAAGAAAAAUCGCAGAAGGCACAGGCUGCUAAGAAGGAGGCUGAACAAAAGAAGCAGCAACAACAACAGCAGCAGCAACAACAACAGCAGCAGCAACAACAACAGCAGCAGCAACAGCAACAACAAGCUCAGAAGCGACCCCAGCAGCCGCAACAGCCGCAGCAGCCUCAGCAGCAACAACCGCAGCAGCAAAUCCUACAGCAGCAAUCGCAGCAACCCGUUGCAAAACCGUUAGCAUCGUCAACAGCCUCUAAUAAACCGUUCUCAUUCCCAGCACAAGCGGCGACCGGAGGAUCGGCAGGUAUGGGUAGUUUUUCGUUCGGACAAACCACAAUUACACCGAUGACGGCGGAUGCCGCACCUCCUUCCAAGCCCAUCGGAGGAGGAGGGAAUAUAAGCACCGGUCUUUCCUUCGGUGCUAGCAACAAGGAAAACAUGGAGAAGAAAGACUCCGGAGCGAAGGAAAACGUAGCCCCAAAGCCAUCUGCGGCCGGGUUGUUCAGUUUCGGAUCGUCAACAGCUGCAACGGGUUCGUCGCCUGCUGCCUUUAAAUCUCCCCCAGAGACGUCGUCUGCCGCCGUCACCAGUGGUGUGGGGAUGACGGGAAAAUCGGUAUUUUCCUUUGCCGGUGCAGGAGCAAACACUCAAACGCCAAGUCUCUCGUUCGGUUCCGUUUCGAAACCAACAUUUUCCUUCGACCCAUCUUCAGCGUCGACACCUUCGACACUUUCCUUCGGAAGUGGCUCCACCGGCGGUGCCUCGGAGGCGCCGCUGAAUCUGGGUAAACCGAAGCAAACUCCCGUAACGAACGAAAACAUCCCACCGGUGGUGGCGGUGGUGGACGAUGAAACACGCAAAGAUAAACCACUACCGCCCUCGUUCGGACCGGUGGUCGAGUCAAACACGACGACCAAGGCCCCGCUUCCAGCAUUGACCAGUUUGUUGCAGAAGGUUGACCCAACGGCGGCGACGGUGGAUGGUUCGCAGACGAAGGUUACCUCCACGACCAAGGGAACGACGGCGACGUCCACCGGUCUGUUUGGAUCGAGUGGCGCAGGUUCAACUUUUGGCGAGGGUAGUCUUUUUGGAAGCAAGAGCAACACGACGGCAACCGGCGAUUCGGCCAAAAGUGGUGGAUUUUUCUCCGGGUUGACGUUCGGCGGGACGACCAUUACUCCCGUGGUAGCGUCCUCGGGAACCAGCACGCCGACGACCGCGAGUGGAGGACUACUUUUUGGUGGCGUAAAACCGGCACCACCAACUACAAAGGCCGAUGGAACACCUCCGAAUAGCGGCUUUAGUUUCGGUAGCAGCUUCACGCCAACAGCAACGGUGACUCCUCCCAGCGAUCAGUCCAAACCGGAGGAAAAAAAGGAAACGGUUCCUGCAGCAUCCAGUACCGUUUCCUCUACCUCUACCCCUCCCAACACAGUCACCGUUAUCUCAACGGGUGGAUUUUCUUUCGGAUCGCUUCCUACCUUAGGUAAAUCGCUUCCUUCACCUUCGGCCCCGGAUGCGUCAACGGCAUCAGUGGCUUCCCCGACGACUCCACCACCAUCGACAAUCACCGCCCCGGCGACGGCGGACCCUACGGCCGGUUUAUUCGGGUCGAUCAGCAUCUGCUCGCCAACCACUACGGCCAUCGGCACCACUUCGCCCCAGACUCCACCCUCGAGCGGUGGAAACAUUUUCAGCUCGAGUGCCUUCGGUGCGCCGCAACCCGGGGCCGGAACAAGCACUGCAAGUAUCUUCGGCGGUUCCGCGACCGCCGGAACAGGUACCUCUAUUUUUGGAGCUGUUUCUAAACCGGCUGCUGGUUUCGGUGUGGCUACCACACCCGUCGCCUCCACCGCCAGUACGGGUGGAAGUGGUUUGUUCGGUUCGGUUGUAGCUCCUUCGACCGUGACUUCGACCGCGGUGGCAUCAUCGGGAGGAUCUCUAUUUGGCGCGACAAGCACAAGCACAACAACAACUACCGCUGGUUCCAUUUUCGGAGGAGGGGCCACUAGUGGAGGAUUCUUCAGCUCGGGAUCCGGAGGAACGGCCACGACGACAACCGGAACCGGCUUUGGCGGUGGUUCUAUCUUUGGAGCGAGCGCCUCCUCCUCCCCUUCAACUCCGGUAAGUUCCGGAAACAUCUUUGGAGGUUCGUCGGCAGCACCGUCCGCGGGAGGAGGAAUUUUCGGUAACAACAACAAUAGCGCCGCAUCCGGUGGAUCCAUCUUCGGUGGGACAUCCGCCUUCGGAGCAUCAUCAACGCCCGCCGGUGGAGGAGGAAACAUAUUCGGAAGCCCCGCAGCAACCUCAACCCAAUCAUCCUGGACGGGAGGUUCAGGUUUGUUCGGUUCCGUUGGAGCAAAUACCGGUUCGUCGGGCUUCACUAGCCCUCAGUCCCCUGCAGCCCCUUCGCAGACAACGCAAUCGAUCUUCGGUGGUGGUGCAACAGCCGGAACUGCUUUCGGAGCGGCACCAACACCCACCAACACCGUGAGCGCGUUCGGUUCACCAUCGGGAGGUGGUGCCUCGGCAUUCAGCAAACCGGUGUCGUCCGCCUUCGGUGGCACGGCAGCCUUCGGUUCGGGAACGCCAACAUUCGGCGGUGCGGCCACGUUUGGCGGUGCACCGACCUUCGGUGGGGGGCCCACGUUCGGUAGCCCGAAGGCGACGUUCGGUGGGGGAGCGGCCUUCGGUGUCGCACCGGCUGCCACCGCCAUCGGAUCACCGACACAAUCGAACAACCUGUUUGAGCAGCUCGGUUCCUCAUCGACGAGCGUUUCGUUCGGCGGUUUGGCGCAGCAGCAAGCCACGAAGCCUCCCCAGUUCGGUGGAUCAUCCUUCUCCAGCUGGCGUUCGUAAGCGCAUUGUGUAUUGAGAAACAGUUUUUAUUUGAUAGUCACUUUCUUUAAAAUGCAGUUUGUUGAUGCUAGCUCAACCGAGAAUCAUGCUGAAAUAAACAUACACUAUAUCGAUUUUAUUUGUUCACUUAUGAAA